This is a messenger RNA of Chaetomium globosum CBS 148.51, 1782 nucleotides long. RefSeq lists its product as uncharacterized. NCBI's taxonomy places the organism in Eukaryota, Fungi, Ascomycota, Sordariomycetes, Sordariales, Chaetomiaceae. The record is from RefSeq and is a predicted model, not a curated record. The transcript has 2 exons. Bases 1 to 1782 code for a protein of 593 amino acids.
AUGGAUCCGCUCUGUGGACCGACCUCUCUCGACCACGGCAGCAAUCAUGCCGACGGCCUCACAAUCGAUACCCAAGUCCCCCGAGCGACGAGGGCUCAAUCAAUACACCAAGAGGACGAGGGCAAUGCGACCGUCGAACUCGCCUCCAUCAUGAUGGCGGCGUCGAACCCCGUUUCGCCGGGGCCCAAUCCGCCGCUUGACUCGGAGCGCAUGCAGGAAUUCAUACCUCCCACCCGACCAAGUAGCACGCCAUUUCCCCAACCCGAACCGCGCAGCACGGAGCUGCGCUGCAUCAGCUGCCCAACAAACCGAGACUUGAGUUUGAACAUCUUGGACCCUACUGCCCCGCCCGCACUACCAUCAGCUGGCACCAACAUCCACGUCAGCCUCAAUGACCUCCCUACCGAAAUCCACGAGUGUAUCCUCGACCACCUGUUCGGGUUCCGAGUUUCAGCCACCUCCAAAAGUUCCAUAACGCGCUGGGGGACCGCCUUGCGCCAUCCACGGCGGAAGGAAUUAUCCGAACUGUCGCUUGUGAGCGGGGCAUGGAGGAUAAUGAUACAGGAACGAUUGUACCGGCACAUCAAGUUGAAGGCCUCGAUCGAGUCGCUGAAAAGCUCCAUGGCCUACUUCUCAGCUCGCCCCCAUCUGCGAUCCUAUGUCAAACAUAUCGAGAUAUGGUUUCCCGUGUUCCACCCCAAAUAUAGACCAUUGGCGCUGUCCAACGCGAACACGCUUCCGACGGUCACUCCAGAUGGGCUGACGACGGCAUCUUAUGUGUUGCCGAUGGACAACUGCUCCCUGGAGGAAGCUUUCUACUUCGUGGCAGAAUGCCUCCCGGAGGUUUGCAUCUUGACGUUGGAAGGGGGCGAACGGAAGAAGGCGCCCAAAGUGAGACAUUGGAUUCGAGAUUCCGGCCAGGAGAGAGUGCGGGUAAUGCCAAAGGUGCAUUCCGUCCGCACACUCAUCUCCAAAGGGCAAUGGAAUCUCAUAAGAGAAGAAGAGGACUUCAAAAACAUCAUGUCGGCGCUGCCCAAUCUGCAGGAAUGGCACGGAUCGUACAGCAAGCCCAAGUCCAAGAGUUAUCUCACCAUGGCCAGCAUCCUCGCGAAGCCCAUGCGCCUCACCAGCCUCGACUUGUGCAUUGAAGGGGAUUACCGCCGCGAAUUGUCGUUCCCUCCUUAUAUCCUCAAGGUAUCGAGCAGGGUGCAUUUCUGCUCGCGAUUGGCCGCUGGCGCCGCAUCUCCGUCGCUCGAGCACAUCUCCUACACGGGCAGGGUCUGCAAGCAAUUCUUCAUCGAUCUCGUGGCCAAACACAAGGACCCGAGAAACACGCGCCUCAAGUCGAUCGACCUCACCGUGAAGAACUGCUGCCGGCAAGUGGCACACUGGAACGAGUCUGGAUCUGGCAUCACAGACAUGAACUUCAUCAAUGCGUUCGAGGAGCUGGUCAUCGCUGGCAUCCGGGCUUUGGGGAGACUCAAAUCCGUUGAGUAUCUCAGGAUUCGCUACGUGGAUCUGGAUUCGCCGUUCCCACCGCUCAACCCACACUUCCUGCUCCAGAAUGGGCGGUGCUCGGGCGUCUGGAGCGACGCCAUCAUCACCGAGAUGAACCGCGCCCAGCCUAGCGCCCGCUUCGAGGAACUAUCCGAGUCCUUCGGCGAGAUCGGAUACCGAAAGGAUGGGCGGAUGAUCUUCAACCCCGAAUUUCCGACGUCCAGCUCGCGGGGCAUCUCGCUCAAGUUAUCCAACUAUGCGCUGCUCAGCGCCGGGACUGCUUGA